Messenger RNA from Phasianus colchicus (ring-necked pheasant), 6678 nucleotides. The record is from RefSeq and is a predicted model, not a curated record. Lineage: Eukaryota; Metazoa; Chordata; Aves; Galliformes; Phasianidae.
UUCUUCAUGGUAAAGGUGACAGAGCACUGGAACAGGCUGCCCAGGGGAGUUGUGGACUGUUGCACAUUUUAAUCCAUCCAUGUGUUUGAAUAAGGCGGUCAAAGUAACUUAAGUGUGCAGCAAUUCCUGUGAGCCAAAGUUCUGAUGAAAGUAGGUGUCUUGCUUCUUUUAUUUUUUUUUUUUUCCUUUCUUUUUUUAAUUGAGCAGAUCAACUUUGAAAGGACUAAAUAGCAGAGGAACAGGUGGCUGUACUGACAGUCUCAGAUUUUUAUGAAAAUUUUGCUUUACGUGUGCUGUCAUGGAUGCUGUCAUUGUAAUUCAGUUGCAUAUAUCAACAGAGACCUUUCCUUCUCUUUCUUUCCUUCUCUUUCUUUCCUUCUCUUUCUUUCCUUCUCUUUCUUUCCCUUUCUUUCUUUCCCUCUCUUCACUUCAAUUGAUGAGAUUAUUUUCUUCCAGGCUGAAACUCUGUGGGCAUGGCCUCGGAUACAAGGAGUUUUUUCUCCUCUGGAAAAUUUGGGCAAAGGUAGCACCAACUGGUUGCUAUCCUGAGUGGUAAAGCUCUACAGGUCAAUUGCAAGAAGAAAUUUCUCUCUUUGUCAUGGCAGAAUGUGGGAAACAUGUCAGCAAAGAUACUUUCCUGUAAGAUCACAGCAGCAUUUCUGUCUUUAAUUAUUGCAGAGAAAUGUGGAGCCUAUGAUGUGAUGUUCAAGCAUAGUCUUGUGCCUCAUGGGCAGCCUCUUGUUAUUAAAUGUUCACUGGAAAAGAGCUUCAAUUUUGAAAGUGGAGACUGCAACUUAACAUGGUAUAAAGUUGGUAACCAAACUGCAGUGCCUAGAGACAAACUUUCUAGAAUUCAUCAGCAGAAGAGUUUAAUUUGGUUUCUCCCUGCAAUAUUAGAAGAUUCUGGAAAUUAUGAAUGUGUCAUAAGUUGCAGGAAUUUGACAAGCUGCAGCAAAAUGUCUACAGAAGUAACAGUUUUUGAGAGGACUGAUGGCUUAUGCUUAAAUGAAAAAUUUGCUGUAGAGGAGGUGGUAUUCACUUCAUCAUCUGCAAAGGUUGUAUGUCCACACUUGGACCACUUCAGGAAUGAGGAAAAUAUUCUACCUAUUCAUUGGUAUAAGGACUGUCAGCUACUGGAAGGGAAAAGAUUUGCCUUUUUAAACAGUGACCUUAUGAUUUUCAAUGUGACUAUGCAAGAUCAAGGAAACUAUACAUGCAAAACAACAUAUACCUAUAAUGGAAAGCAAUAUGACAUUGCACGAGACAUAAGUCUGAUUGUAGAAGUGAGCCCACCAAAAAUGCCCCCAGAAAUUUCUUAUCCGCAAAACAACUCAAUUGAAGUGGAACUUGGCUCACAGGUCACAGUGGAUUGCAAUACAACAGGUGCUGAUGGGUUUGAGGUGUUUUGGACAGGCAACGGUGUGUAUAUUGAUGUGUUUUAUGUGAGCAGAAUUUUUGCAAAGCCCAAUAAUGAGGAAACUGCUUAUGAUGGACGCCCUAUGUAUUCUGUGAAGCUGAUAAUUUCAGAAGUGUAUAGUGAAGAUUAUGAACAACCAUUCAUCUGUCAAGCUUCAAAUGCCUUUGGACAGGUUGCAUCCUAUAUUAUAUUAAAACACAGAGUUCCCGAUGUACAAAGAUGGCUGACUGGAGUGUUUGUCUCUUUCUUACUGUUAAUGUUUAUUAUUCUGAUCGUCUAUAAGAUUUUCAAGAUAGACUUGGUGCUUUGGUAUCGUAAUUCUGGAUGUGCCUUUGUAAGUAAGGAAGAUGGAAAAAUCUAUGAUGCAUGUGUCCUGUACACAAAAGGCUGUGGAGGCAGCGACUUCUAUCGAUUGGAAACCUUUGUUCUUAGAAUACUCCCCAACGUUUUAGAACAACAAUGUGGAUAUAAUCUCUUUAUAUUAGGAAGGGAUGACCUACCAGGAGAAGCUAUGGUCAGUAUUGCUGAUGAAACUUUCAAGCAAAGCAGAAGACUGAUGAUCAUUUUGGGAUCUGAAACAUUUAGUUGCACCCAGUUGGAAGAUGCCCCUGAACAACAAUUAGCUUUGUAUAGUGCUCUUAUCCGUGAUGACACUCAGGUGAUUCUUAUAGAAAUGGAUGGAAUGCAGGACUACGCAAGCAUGCCAGAAUCAAUCAGAUAUAUUAAGCAAAAGCAUGGGGCUGUCCAAUGGAAAGGAGACUUCUCGGAGAAAUCUUGUUCAGCAAAUACAAGAUUCUGGAAAAGUGUGCGCUAUCAAAUGCCAGCCAAGAAAAAAGAGUCUUUUUCUGAAGUUUAUUUAUCACCUCAAACUUUGGACAAUUCUGCAGCAAAGCGAAAUUAAGAUUUAUUUACUAAAAUAGUACUGAGAAGGUAAUUUGGAAAUAUGUUUUCUACACAAAUUCUUUGUAUUAUGAACAGAGGGGUUUUUUUGGUCAAGGAGUAAAAACUGCUCAUCCCUUCCCAAAAUUAUACCUUACAAGGAAAACUGUGCAACUGUGUUUGUUUCAGCUACAGAUAUUGACACAAUUUGUUCAGGCUUAUGCCUGAAUUAAGCAUUGUGGAUGUUGAUAGACUGUUCAGGAGUGGUGAUCCACAUUAGUUUAAUGUCCACUGAAGAACUGACUUCAACUGUGCAGUCUGUUUGUUUUCUAAUUGAAACUGCUGUAGAUGUUUACGUAGACUGCAUUUUCCUACCGAUUCUGUUCCUCUUGUUUUUGCCCCACCAGAAUUAUCUGACCUCCUCAUUACCAUAAAAAUCUGUACUGUGCAAGUUUUGGAGUCCACUCUUGAGUAACAAGCCUUAUCCUUGUUUCUUGGAGGGGAUAAGGAAAUACUGGGUAGAUUUGAAACGUCUCACAGUACUGCAUGCAUUUCAGUUGAACCAUUGAUUACCAAAUAUGCUAAACAAAUGGAGUGGAAUUCAUGACUUCUCACACAUUUAUCAAAUAAUUCUGUAAUUCCCGGUUCAUGGAGCAUUUCUAAACUUUGUUCCUUGAAAUGGUCAGGAAACUGAAAAUAUUUAUGACUUCUUUCAAACUGGAAGCUUUCUAGACUUUGUUGCUACUCAGGAAAACAUGUUCUCAUUAUGUUUCUCACCUGUAUUAAGUGCAAACCCAGAAAUUUCACUCAGUCUGUCAAAGGACUGUAGUUGGGCAGGGCAUUCUUGGGAGUGGAAAGUGGCCAGUUCUGAAACCUGAUCAGGAGUUGAUGGCAAGAGAUGAUAAUAUCUUGUGUACUUGUGAAAGAAAAAAAAAGUAGAGGUGUGUGGCUAUCUCUGUUUGCUUGGAAGUACUUCCGUAUUUUUGGACACCAACCCAUGUUCUGUGUGCAUUGCUGAGUAAAAGGGGUGAGUCAGGAUGGUCUGAGAUUGCAGCUGUUUUCACUCACCAUCUUUGAAGAGUGUCAUCUGAAUGCAGACAUGAAUUCUGCUUGCUUUAUAAGUGUUCUUAUCUAAAAUUGAGCAGGUUCUUAAAUUAUCUUUAUUACCAACAUGGCAUCUAUCACAGAAUCCUUUCAGCUGAUUCUCAGAAGUGUGCAUGCUUUGGAAUAUGCACAUGGUUAGGCUUUAUUUAUAAAGAUGAGAGAAAGAAUGGCCCAGGAGUGUAACAUGUAUUAAAGGAAAUAUUUGCAGUAGUACUUCGUACUAGCUAUUUCUUUGUGAAAGAUUAAUGGUGCUCCUUAUGUGCAGUAUCCUGCUCUCCUGACCACAAGUUUCACAGCUGUUUUCUAAACCUCUAGAAGCUUUUUCUAAGAUGUUGCUAUGGAAACUGAGUUCAGAAUAGGUCCAUCAGGUGAGAUGCUGUUACUCUAGUAGAUUUUGAGUUGGUCUUUUUUAAAAAUGCAUAGUCUUUAGAUUGGAAUCUUUAAAAUAAAUUUAGGAGCCUGAGAAUUUAGAUAAUCAUUAAUGUCAAUUUUUAUGUUGUGUUUAGGCUUAGAUUUGUUCAGAAAGGCAUUGAAAACUACAAUUUGCUUCCAAGAUUUCAGAUUUCUUUUGACUUUUUGACUUUUGUUUAGAAACAGAAUCAUCUUAUUUCUGUAGGAUGAAGUAAGGGAGAUAAUAGAAAAAUGAUGUUGAAAAAAAGCUAAUUUUUUUUUUCAACUAUCUAUUUUCAUGUGCUUUGAAAUAAAAUUGAAAAAAAAACCCAGUGUAGCAUUUGCAGUACUACUGAUAAGUACACUGAUUUGCAUGAAGGUGUGCUGGUAUUUUCUGUGUUUUCUGCUCUUUUAAAUAACCACAUUUUGUGAGCGUUUUAGGUUUGUACGUGUGUGAAAGAGAGUGUGGGAGAAUAUUUUUGGUUAUUAUGCUUAACUGUUAACUACUUGAGUGCAGCAUGACACAAUGGCUUACCCUUUUAUCACAGGAGUUAAUUAUGAAGUAUGAACUUUUUUUUUGCAAGUCACAAAGGAAAAUAGACAUUUUAUCUUUUUUUUUUUUGUAGUACAACAAAAGAACUCCUGUAGAGAGAGAUGUACUGAUUGUUCUUGAUUAAAAACACACAACAAAAAAAGAUUAGUUGGCAAAAGUUUGAUUCUGGAAACUUGAUAGCUUCAAAAGAUAAAAAACGAAUAUGAUAUAAUCUGUGAGGUAUUUGUUCACUACCAUGUGGUUAAUAUACUUCAGUAUGUUGUCUGUGCUGACAGAGUAAAUAAUCUGAAUGGUGUAUGGUAGAAGAUACAUUGAACGUAUUCUCUUCAUCAAUUUUUAUUUCAAGCCAUAACUAUACAAUAUUUCUUUUGCUGGUUUGUGCUUUCUUUUCUUGCUUUCUGGGAUACUUUCAUCCUUUUGUGAUUUUCCUGCCUUUCUUGCCUUUGUAAGCUAGCACAGUGAAUAUGGCAUGCUUUACAUUUUAAUGUAUGUAUGCAUCUUUAUGUGAAAUGUUAGAUCAUGGCCUGAGCCAGCCUGAUUAAGCACCUGGUGAAGGGGCAUAGGUGGAGCACAGGUGGAAGCAAUUCAUCUGCAUGACCAGAAGGGGAGGACUCUGGCUCUACUCCUCCCUGACCUCUGGCAGCCACGAGGGAAGUAUCUCUACUUGGAAAUCACCUCCUUUGAAGUGCUCAGUGAGCCCUGAUGCUCAGAAAGGAGUGAGUGAUUCCUUUUUUAUUACUGGACUGUGACCAUAACUUUUCUUAGGUGAUCUAAGGUCACUGUGUCAUUAGAGGUGGUGUUAUAGUUCUGCUUGAUGAUUACCAUGGCUGUGUGGAGUCAGCAUUUCAUGCAGAAGGAGGGUAGAAAUCUCACAAAAUCAUUUAGGUGAAUUUUCUACUCCAGAAAGGUUGGCGUUCAAUUGCUGCUCCAGAUUGGGUGACUUAGAUGUGUAGGUUCUUUUUGUUUGUGUUUGCCCUCAGCCAAUCAUACGAUCUUGCCCUGAAUGUUUUUGAACAAAGUGGCUGUAGUUGAAGGGGUUAUUUCAAAAAACUGUCUCAUUCUAUUCUUUUUUGUUGUUGUUGUUGGUUUUUUUCCACCAGGUUUCCCUGAUGGGUGUUAUUUCUGUUUGCAGUUAUUAAAAUCCACGUGUUCUCUUUCCCAUAUCUAGCUAGUGACGUGUCAGUGGAGUGCUUCCUUGGUCUGCAUCAUUCAUGGCAGCGAACCCCAGUGCUGCCUUGGCUCUCUUCCAUUUUUUAGUGCUAUUCUUCGAUCUUUUCUACUUGCUCAUUUUCUAUACUGUGAAUAUAUACACUUAUACACGUGAAAGUUUGGAAGGGCCAUAUUCAAGUCCAUAAGAAUAUAUAUAUAUAUUUGUCUCUGAGGAUGUUGUUCCUGGUACCCAUGCUUUUUGUAUUUCCCCCUUCCUCCCAGUUUUUUCAGAUAUGCCUAGCUCUCUUCUGUGCAAUGGAAGUGGGUGAUUUAGAAAGUAAUUUAGCCUGUCUACACUUAUUAUAUUUCUCACUUGUAGGGAAGCAUGCCCACACUGUAUCAGUGAGGUCUUUACUUUUGGGGUAAGGUGCAUCACAAUCACAUAAUUAAAAAUGGAGCACAGGAGAAACAGAAGAAUAAGUGCAUCCUUGCAAGAGUAAAGAACUUAGAGAUAGGCAAAGGAUGUUGGAGACUUCCCCCACUUCUGAAAUGGUGAGUAAGCCAGGAUGCUUGGGGGUUACAUCUGAUUCUACUUGAUAUCUGGCUCUAAUUUCAGUAUUUUUAGAGAAAAUGAGACUAUUUCCCUAGAGACUGAAGAGAAUAGAACACAUGCUGACUACUGCAAGAAGGACAAGCAUACCAUAGAAGUGCAUCACCUCAUCCUAAAUCUGAAUGGCUUGAUAUGCAUAUAUAUUUAAAUGAGCAAAGGAUGUGCUGGUGCUGUCUGAUGUCACUUUUUAAAACAACUCAUAGUGUUGAUGUGUUUGGCAUUUUUUGAGUGUCAUAUAGCUGGUUGGGCACCUCUAAGAGAUGAACUAACUUAUUUUUUAUAAUAAAGUCACAUCCAAAACGCCAACAACAAAUGAUGGGAAAGGAUCAGGGGAUGGCAGAAUGAGGGCUGGUGGCAGUAACACCCUGCCCUGUCAAACAACUGUAGAAAUCAGUGGGAAAGUUCACUCCUCCCCAGAUACCAGGGAAGUGAGCAGCAGCCUUGUGCUGUGAAAUGUUCCCACUCAGUGAUGCUGGGGAGGGAGGCAGGAGUUCAGCUCUUGCAAUUUACAAAAGCCAUUUUACAUCAGAUGAUAACAAAAUGCUGUUAACUAUAAUGGCAUGCCACCAUGUUGGA